GAGAGAGAGAGAGAGAGAGAGAGCAAAUGAGCAAGAGAGGGGGAGGAAGUUUGUCUUCCACUCUCACCAUUGGAAGAUCUCACACUUCACCUCUUCAGUAACCGAGUGAUCGAAACAUGACGGAAAAGCAAACGUAAAAUGUUAAGUCCGACCCAGAAAAACCUCAGUGACGAGGACAGCUCUGGAUCUGACGCCGGGUCAGAGGUUAGUGUGGAACCUGAGACAGAUCGGUUUGGCUUCAUUCUGACCAAUGGAUCCUCCACUGGGAAUGUGGGCCCACCACCUGAGCUGGUCAGGCAGAGGGAGGCAAAAUGGAUUGACAUCAUUCACCAAUGGGAUCGCAUCUUGUUAAAGAAGCCCAGUAAGGUCAAAGUGCAGUGUCAGAAAGGUAUCCCUGCUUCACUCAGAGCUAAGUGCUGGCCACUGCUGUGUGGAGCUACUGACAAGAUGAAACAAAACUCAAGCCUCUACCAGUCUCUGGACUCACAGCCUGCCCUGCAGAGCUGGGUGGAUGUGAUUGAGAGAGACCUGGACCGACAAUUCCCCUUCCACGAGAUGUUCCUUUCAAAGGAUGGACAUGGACAGCGUGGCUUGUUCCGGGUGUUGAAAGCCUACACUCAGUAUCAACCGGAAGAGGGUUACUGCCAGGCGCAGGGACCGGUGGCUGCAGUGCUGCUGAUGAACAUGCCUGUUGAGGAGGCCUUCUGGUGUUUGGUGCAGAUCAGUGAGCAGUACCUGCCUGGAUACUACAGCCCUCUUCUGGAGGGAGUUCUGUUUGAUGCAGCCUUGCUGGCCCGGGUUUUGAAAACGACAUGUCCAGCUGCAUACAAACACCUGCAGCACCACGGAGUGGAGCCCCUCAUGUUCGCCACUGACUGGCUGAUGUGUCUGUUCACGCGCCACCUGCCAUUCAACACUCUGCUCCGCGUCUGGGACCUGUUUUUCUGCUACGGGGUGCGGGUGCUACUGCAGGUGGCGGUGGUGCUGGUGCGUCGGGUCCUGGGUCGAGCUGAGCAGAGGAAGCAGUGCCAAGGCCAGAUGGAGACACUGGAGAAGCUGAGGGCCAUCAGGGAGCAGGUCCAAGAGGAAGAUGACAUCUUCGUAGUAGAAGUGUGCUCAGUGCCACUGUCAGCCAGAGAUCUGGAGAAGCUUACGACGAAGGAGUUAAAAAAGUGGAGGAAGGACAAACCCUCAUCCACCUUUGACCCCAGAGGUCGUUGCCAGGGAUACCGGAUGGUGUUGGCGAGGGUUCAAUAUAACAAGGAGGAAUGGGAAAGGAAGGAGAGGGAGAAAGGGAACCUGUCUGUCCCUCUUGCUCGCUCAGCCUCCACUCUGUCACUGUCUCCAUCGUUACUUCACAAAAAGUGGAGGAAAGGGGGAAAAGUUAACACAGGUGAAUGGGAAGGUGGAGGUAAAGUCGUGAGACAUCUUUCAAUGGGAGCAAAGGAGGACUGGAGAAGCUGGAAUGACUUUCAUUUUAAGAAGGUGCAGGGUGUUCAGGAGGAGGAGGACAUAGUUUCAGAGGAGGACACAGUUUCAGAGGAACAAAAAAACCAGAGUGAGUUCAAACUAACACCACAAACUGAAGGGAAAGAACUUUUAGAAGAUCCUAAAACAACUGACAAAAUCCAAAACAAAACAGAGCACAUAGAAGAAAUAGUAAAAGAACAGACUGAAGAAAUGGAAACAAGAAUCCUUUCAGUGGAAAGGGAGGAGAGCCAACUCAAAGAGGCAGAGAACACCAAAAUGCUUUCAGAAGUGAGAGAAGAAACAAAUAUAGAGCCCGAAUCAAACCAAGAUCCUGCCAAAGAUCAGACUGUUGAAAAUAUUCUUCAACCCAGUGAACAUAGUUUGCAGCACGAACAAGGAGAGAAGCUGGACUCCACUCACUCACAAGUCGAGGAACAGCAGGAUCACAAAGGGCAGGACCAGGAAAUUCUUGUCAAAGACACAAAUGAAGAGACCAAAAAAGUAAAAGUGGCAGAAAGUGAACAUACAGUUGCAGUAGAUGAAAAUCAGAGUGAGAUACAGAAAGAUGGGGAUUCUCACACAAACGCCAACAAAGAGAUGCAAGUAGGAGUAGACUCAAGUGAGGAACAGAUGACUCAGGUUGGCAUGAAACCAGAGGAGACAGAAACUAAAAAUGUACAACAGAAGCAGGUGGACACAGCCACAGACGUCUCAGAAACAAGAACUGAGACAAGUCUGGGCUCAGAGACUGACACCAGUGUUGAAGCACCAGACCCAGAUCAUACAGCAGAAACAGAAACACAACAGCAACAGGAAGAAGUGGUCACGGAGACAGACAAAAACUCAGGGAAAGACGCAUCUGAAGUAAAAUACCCCAGUCCUGAGUCAUUGGCAGAAACAGAAACGACAAAAGAGGCUCAUGCCCAAACAGAGACAGAUACUGAUGUACUGACAGAGAAACAGGAAGAAGCAGCCAUGAGGGAUGAAGUGGAGGCUGAAAUAGUCAAAUUAGACUCAGAACAAAACAUGAAUUCAAAGACAGAGACGACAAUAAAAGCAGAAACAUUCAUCCUUUCUUCACCCGAAUGCAUCCAACAACAAGAAGUCAGUGACACAGCAGCCAACACAGAGACUCCACCUGGAAUACCAGCUGCAUGCAGCACAGUGGCAGAGUCCACUGAAGCAUUUGCUCAGUACUCAGAGAAAAACUGUGAUACAGUAGCAUCUGAACCUACACAGGAAAAAGAAGAAAGAAUUUUUACUGCACACUCAGAGGCACAGGCUGACAAUGAUCAAACACAAGCAGAGGAAACACCAGCUGAAAAACCUGACACGGUAGCACCUCCACACACUGAGGGGGCUUCAACACAGGCUGAAGCAGAGAAUCUCACUGCCGAGUCUGAUGUGAGGACAUGUUCAGUAGAAACAAGAACCUCUGAUGAGUUUGCACCUGAACAACUGACGAGCCAGGUCGCCAUAAGUCCUGUGGAGGAGGAAAGGUCAGAAAACAUUCCACCAAAGACUGUAGGAAAAGAAAUCAUCAUCAUUUCUACUUCUAACGUGACAGACAGCCCACAUGCUGUCAGCAUCCCACAGGUCCGAAACAAAGAUCAUAUUCAGGCUGAGGCAAAUACUCUGACACAAGCCUUUGAGCACUGCAGCAACCGGUCCUCAGGUGAUUUCUGUGUCCGUAAGUCUUCCAGCACCCAUGGGUCCAGGUUAGCGCGUAGGCUCUCUGAAGACCUCUUCACUACCCCACAGAAAACUAGCCAAUCACAACCUAUUCUUAAUCACCCAGACAUGAAACACAGUGAAUCACAGCCCCAACCUGGAGCUGUAAACCCAACUCAAACUCCUCCCAAUGUUACUCAGUCUUCAGAAGCCAAACCACCACUGUCCACAGAUAUAACAGAGGGGAAUGUGCCACAGCAGCAGCCACAGGCCCCCCCUAAACGUUUUGGUCUCUUCCGCAGACUGAAAAGAGAACAGCCCAAAAAGGCAAAGGAAAAGGAGACACAGAAAAUGCAAGUCCCCAAAAUCUUGAUUCAGGACUUCAGUGAUGGAACGGGAAUGCUGGUUGAGGAGGAAGGGCAGGAGAAACUGAGCUCGAGGGAAAGGAGGCGGCAGCGGAGGGAGAGGGAGAGAAGGGAGAAAGAGGAGGCGAAGUCAAGGAAGAAAAAAGAAAAAGAGCUGGAGAAGGAGAGAGAGCAAGGAAGGAGGAAACCACAGACAAGAGGGAAAAGUUUUCAAGGGCAUCAGGAAAAAAGUAGCAAUGAUGUACCUCAAUCUGCAAAGACUGGCUCACAGACGCGUAGAUGUUCUGUUUCUUAUGCUGAAUAUUACUUCUGACAAGACAUUUGCAAUAGUAUCUGGAGGGCUGAGGUCUGGAGGACAUGGUUGUGGUUAAAGCUUUUCAUUAGGAUCAUCAUCUUCUGCAGAGUAAGAAGUGACAUUUAAGACACUGAAAUCACCUGCAUUAUGAUAACAGCUGCAUUUUAUAUAAUAAGCAACUUCUGGGCAUUGCUUACAUUUAGUGAAUGCCAUAUUUUUGCUGCACCUUUAACUGAGUACUCUACACCUCAGCCUUGCAGAUUCUGUCUAUU
This is a messenger RNA of Monopterus albus (swamp eel), 4073 nucleotides long. RefSeq names its product TBC1 domain family, member 10C (gene tbc1d10c). The record is from RefSeq and is a predicted model, not a curated record. Gene Ontology annotation, biological process: regulation of GTPase activity. Bases 139 to 3819 code for a protein of 1226 amino acids. The transcript has 10 exons. NCBI's taxonomy places the organism in Eukaryota, Metazoa, Chordata, Actinopteri, Synbranchiformes, Synbranchidae. Gene Ontology annotation, molecular function: GTPase activator activity; small GTPase binding.